GUGAUGAGAACGUACAGGCAUCCUCCAGCUAUGAUUGGCUGUCCAUGAAUUGAAGAAUUGGAGAUGGUUUUUUGAGAGAAUUGAAUAUGAGCAAAAUAUCUAAUUCCAGAGCCUAUGUCUACCAGGAUAACAUGGAACAGGACUAUCCUGUAAGACAAGUGUUUGUGGAUCUGAACUCCAGUUUAGCAGCAGUGAAUCCAUUACAAAAUCUGACUGUUGAAGGAGAUGCUGUAACAAGGAAAAAGACUGCUGCUGUGCCAGUGGAUGAAGAAGACUUGGACCAUGAACAAUUGUCAGACAUACUACAAAGAUUAGAAGAUUUAAAUGGUAUCACUGAGUCUGUUCCACAGCUGGUUCACACAGUGUGCUCAUGUGAGAUCAGGCCCCAGGAUCUCUCUGGAGAGAAGGCUAAGAUUUACAAUGAUGAAGAUGAUGGCAGAAGUGAUGACUCCAGCUCUGAAAACUCAGAUGAGGAUGGUGAGAUUGAAUUUUAA
Lingula anatina is the source of this 494-nucleotide messenger RNA. RefSeq lists its product as uncharacterized. Lineage: Eukaryota; Metazoa; Brachiopoda; Lingulata; Lingulida; Lingulidae. The record is from RefSeq and is a predicted model, not a curated record.